Penicillium lagena is the source of this 546-nucleotide messenger RNA. RefSeq names its product putative RNA binding protein Tma22 (gene tma22). The record is from RefSeq and is a predicted model, not a curated record. Gene Ontology annotation, biological process: formation of translation preinitiation complex; translation reinitiation. NCBI's taxonomy places the organism in Eukaryota, Fungi, Ascomycota, Eurotiomycetes, Eurotiales, Aspergillaceae. The coding region runs from base 1 to 546 and encodes 181 amino acids. The transcript is spliced from 5 exons. Gene Ontology annotation, molecular function: mRNA binding; translation initiation factor activity.
AUGACCGACGUGGCAGAGUCUGGCCCCCUCGAGCCCCAAGCCCGCCAUGUUGUCUACUGUGGAGUCUGCACUCUGCCGCCAGAGUUCUGCGAGUUUGGUGGCACCGCGAAGAAAUGUGAGGAGUGGCUGAAGGAGAACCAAUCCGAUCUGUGGAAUCGACUCUACUCCGAAGAGGCCCUGAGUGCCAACCUGUCCACCCUCAAGGUCUCCGUCCAGGAACGGGCCGCCAAAGACGCCGCCAAGAAGGAAGCCAAGGCCGCGCAGAACGAGGCCCGCGAUGCCGAGCGCAAGGCCGCCUCCAAGAUCCAGAUCAAGCGUGUCGAGCGGAACAAGCGCAAAAUAAAAAAGGUGGCCAAGGAACUGGGCAAGAAGUUCGCGACGGGGUCCUCCGUGACUAAGUCCCCGUCCGGCACCGAGGAAAUCACGGUCCAAGGCGAUGUGAGCGAAGACGUCAAGGACUGGCUGUUGGAUGUCUACGGCAGCAAGAUCCCCGAGGCCAACAUCGAGCUGAUCGAAGAUAAGAAGAAGAAAAAGGCCGAGGCAUAA